Helobdella robusta is the source of this 1068-nucleotide messenger RNA. RefSeq lists its product as hypothetical. Gene Ontology annotation, cellular component: cytoplasm. The record is from RefSeq and is a predicted model, not a curated record. The annotation marks the transcript as partial. The transcript is spliced from 6 exons. NCBI's taxonomy places the organism in Eukaryota, Metazoa, Annelida, Clitellata, Rhynchobdellida, Glossiphoniidae. Gene Ontology annotation, molecular function: glycosyltransferase activity.
AUGUUUAUAACACCAUAUUCAUGUUCACUUAUCAUUACACUUUUAUUAUAUCACCGCUUAGUAACAAAUGAAGCCCUCGUGACCCUAGCAACCAACGAUUCGUACGGUCUGGGGGCAUUGACCUUGGGACAUUCUCUGAAGAGGGCUGGAACCAGAAGAGUUCUCGUCUGCAUGAUCACAAAAGACGUUUCUCAGACUAUCAAAGAUCAUUUGAGUCGUAUCUUCCAGCUUGUUGAAGUGAACAUACUUGACAGCCAGGAUGCAGUGAACCUUGAACUUUUAACACGACCUGACCUUGGCGUGACAUUUACAAAACUUCACUGCUGGAGGUUGACCCAGUUCAAAAAAUGUGUCUUUCUUGAUGCUGACACAUUAGUUCUGCAGAAUGUGGAUGAUUUGUUUGAGCGUGAAGAACUAUCAGCUGCAGCGGAUGUGGGCUGGCCUGACUGCUUCAAUUCUGGCGUGUUUGUUUACAGGCCUUCUGAAAAGACUUAUGAGGAUUUACUUAAAUUUGCUCUUGACCAUGGCAGCUUUGAUGGUGGUGAUCAAGGUUUGUUAAAUUCAUUCUUCAGUGACUGGGCUACCAAGGACAUCAAGCAUCACUUGCCAUUUUUGUACAACGUAGUUGCACAGUCAUUUUAUACAUAUCUUCCUGCAUUUAAAAGAUUUGGCAAGGAUAUUAAGAUCCUGCAUUUCAUUGGUGCGAACAAACCUUGGAUGGGUCACUACCAUUCUGAUACUGGAGCUGUAGAUUGUCCCGGUGACUUAGGACUUUAUUGUCAAGACUUUUUAAAACUCUGGUGGCAAAUUUUUACAGAAAAUGUUUUAAGCAUCUAUCCACCACAACAACUUCACCAACAAUCAAAUGUUCCACAAUCUCCAACUUCAACUCUUGUUAAGAGAGAACAAGUACCUCUAACGAAAAUUUCUGCUAGUAAGCCCAUCCAACCAGUUUCUAUCACUAAGCCACUACAGAGUGAUUUUUUACAUAAACAAGAAUGGGAGUCUGGAAAUGCUGAUUAUAUGGGUCGAGAUAGUUUUGAAAAUAUUCAAAAAAGACUUGAUUCA